Frieseomelitta varia is the source of this 2051-nucleotide messenger RNA. It is a transcript of the gene Eip63E, whose product is annotated as cyclin-dependent kinase 14. Gene Ontology annotation, biological process: protein phosphorylation. Gene Ontology annotation, molecular function: cyclin binding; ATP binding; cyclin-dependent protein serine/threonine kinase activity. The transcript is spliced from 7 exons. Gene Ontology annotation, cellular component: nucleus; cytosol; cytoplasm. Lineage: Eukaryota; Metazoa; Arthropoda; Insecta; Hymenoptera; Apidae. The record is from RefSeq and is a predicted model, not a curated record. The coding region runs from base 604 to 2031 and encodes 475 amino acids.
ACAGUUUCAGACUUUUGUCUGUGGCGCGAGGCAGUGGGGCUGUGGGAACAGAGGACUUUGUGGGAGAAGUUUGUUCUCGCGGAUGAGCUGUUCAAGGUAGUGGUGGCGUGCGCGAGCACCCGCCAUAUAGCCAGGAAAUCGUGAUAGAGAAACCCGGUUGCAAAAGUUACUCAGAGUAUCUCGCUUAGGAGAUCAAGGAACGUGUAAGGCGUUCAGCGGGUUUCAACCGGGGAUAAAAUAUCGGCGGAGCGUAGCACACGGCAAGAGCGCACGGCGCGAGAUCUUGAAGCGGUGAACGGGUUAGACGGGUGGUGUGUUUUUCAUGGCGAUCAGUUUGUUAGGGAAAUAUCGUACGCUGCCAGCGAUGUACGAGACACGGGAAAGGUGAAGGAGGUGCUCACCGGACCUGACCUGCCCGAGAGGAAUACCGUGAAACGUAGCUUCUCUCGUAUACACACACACAGUGCGUCACCGCCCAUAUGCGAUGUGUUUCGUGCGUCCGAGCGAAUGAGUAAUCAUGUACUGUCAAGACAAGGGCUCGACCGCCUCCAAGAGCAAAGAGGUUGCUAAAGAUUGCGCUUAUUAUGCACAGGGUCUGUGACAAUGCGGGAGAAGAAGGGUGGUGCUCUUAGCAGAGUACAAAAACUGAAAAAAAGGCUUAGCCACAGCUUUGGAAGACUUUCAAUAUCAAAAGAAGAGGCUGAUGAUGCUGCAAACAGGGGUCAACUGCCAUAUAAUGGCUAUUCUGAGGAGUUCCUAGACCGUUUAGAACCAAACGGCAAUAUACCUGCGGAUAAGGAUCGCCGUUAUGAAUGGACAGGUGUGGGCGACCAUGAGAGAGUGCAUCGGCAGCUUUCCGUUUCUAGUGAUUCCAAGCUUCUUGACGAGGAUAUACGUGAAGAAGCGAGAGUAAUCUUAAGACCUCGGCGUCCACCGCGACCCAAGUCAGAGGUCUUCCUUGGACCGGAUCCACCUCCUAGAAGAACCAAGAGAUUUUCAGCAUUUGGGGGAGAUUCUCCUUUUGGUAAAUCUGAAGCUUAUAUAAAAUUGGAACAAUUAGGUGAAGGAUCAUAUGCCACAGUGUUCAAAGGCUAUAGUCAUCUUACAAAUCAAAUGGUGGCACUUAAAGAAAUUAGACUACAAGAGGAAGAAGGUGCUCCAUUUACUGCCAUUCGCGAGGCAAGCCUUCUCAAAGAAUUGAAGCAUAGCAAUAUCGUUACUUUACACGAUAUAAUUCAUACGCGCGAGACUCUUACUUUUGUUUUUGAAUAUGUUCAUACUGAUCUAUCGCAAUACAUGGAGAGGUAUGGAAGUGGUAAUGGUGGUUUAGAUCCACGAAAUGUUAAACUGUUUUUAUUUCAAUUAUUAAGAGGACUGGCAUACUGUCACCGCAGGAGAGUAUUACAUAGAGAUGUGAAACCGCAAAACUUGUUAAUCAGUGAAAUAGGGGAACUCAAACUAGCAGACUUUGGUUUAGCGAGAGCUAAAUCUGUACCGUCACACACGUAUUCACACGAAGUUGUGACAUUAUGGUACAGGCCACCUGAUGUUCUUUUGGGAUCUACAGAGUAUUCUACCUCGCUUGACAUGUGGGGAGUAGGUUGCAUAUUUAUGGAGAUGUUGACUGGUGAACCAACAUUCCCAGGUGUACGCUGUACGUACGACCAACUUGAUAAAAUAUUCAAAGUAUUGGGUACUCCUACUGAAGAAACUUGGCCUGGUGUCACGCACCUGCCAGGAUAUAAACCACAUAGACUGGGAUUCUAUCCUCCACGAAAAUUGGGUCUUUCAUUUCCUAGACUCUAUGAUAUUGCUGAAGGUGAUAGUAUGGCAUCGUCGCUUCUACAAUUAAAUCCUGAUCAACGGAUAGGAGCUGAAGAAGCGUUAAGGCAUCCUUAUUUUGCCUCUCUUCCUAGAAAAUUAUACGAAUUGCCUGACGAAGUAUCGAUAUUUAGUGUUGAAGGUUGUCAUUUGUAUACAAAUUCGAGGCACGGGUGUGCAGAUUCGCGUCACACAGCUCUUAAGACUUGAGGUUAAAAGUAAACGUAAAA